Cicer arietinum (chickpea) is the source of this 693-nucleotide messenger RNA. RefSeq lists its product as uncharacterized. The record is from RefSeq and is a predicted model, not a curated record. Lineage: Eukaryota; Viridiplantae; Streptophyta; Magnoliopsida; Fabales; Fabaceae.
AUGGGUUCAAAGGCAAACUUUGCAACAACCUUCAUUCUGAAGUUCGACGACGACUACGACCAUUGGAGCAUGGUCAUGGAGAAUCACCCUCAAUCCAAGGAGUAUUGGGUUGCUGUCGAAUCAGGCUACACAGAGCCGAAGAAUAUGGAUGGGACGACGACAACGCAAAUAAAGAACCUGAAGGAGAUGAAGCUGAAGGAUUUGAAGGCUAAGAAUUACUUGUUUCAUUCGCUUGACAAGUCAACUCUAAAGAUGAUUAUGCAUAAGGAGACGUCUAAACAACUAUGGGAUUCCAUGAAGUUUAAGUACCAAGGCAAUGCUCGAGUGAAAAGAGCUCAAUUCAAUCGUCUACGCCGGGGAUCUGAGCUCUUAACAAUGAAGCAAGGUGAAUCAAUCACUGAUUACUUUGGUCGAGUAAUGACAAUUGCAAACGACAUGAGGAAUUAUGAGGAAGAUAUGAAUGAUGUCAAGAUCGUUGAGAAGAUUUUGAGAACCCUCACUGAUAAGUGGAACCAUAUUGUUUGUUCCAUUAAGGAAGCUAAUGACAUAGAUCAGCUAUUUGUGGAUGCCUUGCAAAGUUAUUUGCUCGUUCAUGAGCAAAGGUUCAAAGCAAGUGGAGAAGAUGAACAUGCUUUGAAGGUAACUCACGAAGAGAGCUAUAGUAAAAGAGGACAAGGAAGAGCUGCUUUCUGA